Molecule: messenger RNA, 1625 nt
Organism: Erpetoichthys calabaricus (reedfish)
Lineage: Eukaryota; Metazoa; Chordata; Cladistia; Polypteriformes; Polypteridae
Product: mannosidase, endo-alpha
Exons: 6
Coding region: 255-1592 (445 amino acids)
Cellular component (GO): Golgi apparatus
Molecular function (GO): alpha-mannosidase activity
Source: RefSeq, a predicted model, not a curated record
GAUUGUCGAAUAUUUAAGUAUGGACUUAUUUAAGUGAUAUCGCAGAUGGGAUAAAGCCAAUAAUAGUAAAAUACGGAAGUGGAAAAGGGUUUGUUGUGGAAAACAGAGAGAGCUGUCAUCUGCAACUGGAUUCCUGUCAUGUGAUUAUGGAAAACGUCUGUCAAGUAAGAACACACCUUUCACAUUGAAGUGCACUAAGGCAGAAAUCUCACUAUUAAUACAGGAAAAAAACAUUGGGGAAUGUAGGGCAGAGAAUGGUUCGAUUUCGGAGGAAAACAUGCAUCACUCUAACCAUUUUAAUGUCUUUAAUAUUUUUGAUUAUGAUGGCAUUGAAGACCUUAAGACCUGUUGAAUCUCGGUUUGGAAAUCCAUUUGGACUAGGAUUGUUUCCAGCUUUGCAAAGAGCAGAACCUGAAUUUCAUAAAACAAAUGUUGAAGAACAUAUAGAAAGAAGAAGUUCUAAGAACAACUUAACAAAAAGUAUGACUUUAGACAUCCAGCUCCGCAAAGUUUCUUUACCUAAUUAUAAUUUGCACACAUUUUACUAUAGUUGGUAUGGCAAUCCAAAAUUUGAUGGCAAAUAUAUUCACUGGAACCAUCCUGUACUACCUCACUGGGACCCAAAAAUUGCAACGAGUUUCCCAAGAGGAAAGCACAACCCUCCAGAAGACAUUGGUUCAAAUUUUUAUCCAUUAUUAGGUCCUUACAGCUCAAGAGACCCUGCAGUCAUAGAGGCACACAUGCAGCAGUUACAAACAGCAGCCAUUGGGGUCCUUUCCUUAUCCUGGUACCCACCUAACAUGAAAGAUGAUGCUGGAGAACCCACUGAUGAGCUGGUGCCAACAGUUUUGGAUAUUGCACAUAAAUAUCAAGUUAAGGUCACUUUUCACAUUGAACCCUACGAAGGUCGUAAUGAUCUCACCAUGCGGAGCAAUAUUCAGUACAUUAUAGACAAGUAUGGAGGACAUCCUGCGUUCUAUAAAUAUAAAACAAGGACUGGAUCUCUUCUCCCACUGUUUUAUAUCUAUGAUUCUUAUCUUGUCAGCCCUGAAACAUGGGGAAACCUUUUUAAAGAAUCUGGGCAUAACACCGUUAGGAAUACUAAAUAUGAUGGAAUCUUUAUUGGUCUUUUAGUAGAGGAAAAACAUAAACAUGAUAUUUUAGCAGCAGGGUUUGAUGGCAUGUAUACAUACUUUGCUACAAAUGGAUUUUCUUACGGUUCAUCGUAUCGCAAUUGGAAACCAAUAAAAGCUUUUUGUGAAAGCAACAACUUGAUAUUCAUUCCUAGUGUGGGUCCAGGCUACGUAGACACCAGCAUUCGUCCUUGGAAUAUUCAGAACAGUAGAAACCGCAUAAAUGGAAAAUACUAUGAAACUGCACUGAGUGCUGCCUUACAGGUUAGGGCAGAUAUUAUUUCAAUAACCUCUUUUAAUGAAUGGCAUGAAGGGACUCAGAUUGAAAUGGCGAUUCCUAAAACUGCGGGAGAAAUUACUUACCUGGAUUACCUUCCUCAAAAGUCAAGUAUCUAUUUGGACAUUACCCGCAAAUGGGCAGAAAAAUUCAGCACAGAGAGGGAAAAAUGGCUUGUGUGAAAGUAGCAUUGUUCUUUUGGCUCAUUUAUUUUU